CCCCCCCUUCUCGCGGAGUCGUCAUCGCUCUCGUUUUCGUCUCUGCCCGCUACACAAACCCUAACUCGCUCCUUAAUUCUCCCCCUCGAUCAUCCCUCGAACGCUGACCUUGACCCUCGCACAAGAGAAGGCCCCUCCUUACCCACGUCGUCUCCGAUGGCGACCAAGAAGCCCCAGCGAUCCGCGGCGGAGAUCGAGGACAUCAUCCUCCGCAAGAUCUUCCUCGUCUCCUUCGCUGAACCUGCCAAGAACGAGCCUAAAGUCGUCUACCUGGAGCUUACGGCAGCCGAGAUCCUUAGCGAGGGCAGACCCCUCGUUUUGUCUCGCGAUACGAUGGAGAGGGUCCUUAUCGAUCGGCUUUCCGGUGACUUCCCCUCUGUCGACCCCCCCUUCCCCUACCUGGUCGGGUGCUACCGCCGUGCAUGCGAGGAAUCCAAGAAGGUCGCCUCGAUGAAGGACCCCUCUGUCCGAUCGGAGAUCGAGUCCGCCAUCAAGCAAGCUCGGAGAUUGAUCGCCUCUUAUUGUAGGAUCCACGUGGGGAAUCCCGAGAUGUUUAUGCCCACGGGACAGGCUGGUGCUUCGGCUACGUCGGAACUGUUGUCGAUGAUCUUCUCGGAAGUUUCGACGCCGAUGGAUGGGUUCGCAGGCAAUAGCUUGGGUGGCGGAUUAAGUUGCCCGCCUGGUUUUAUCGAGGAGUUCUUUAGGGAUGGUGAUGAGGAGAGCUUGGAGCCUGUUCUGAACGAUUUGUUUGAGAAAUUAAGGCAGAGUGUGGCCAAAGUAUCGGCAUUAGGCAACUUUCAGCAGCCAUUGAGAGCGCUGCUGCUGCUGGUUAGCUUUCCUAAAUGCGCAAAGGCUUUGGUGAAUCACCCCAGGUGGAUCCCGAAAGAGACUUACCUGUUGAUCGGGGAGGGUAGGAUGAUUGAGAUUGCAAGUAUUUUGGGUGCUUUUCUUCAUGUUAGUGCAUUGCCAGAUCAUAAGGAGUUUAAGAGCAUACCUGAUGUUGGACAGCAAUGCUUUUCAGAAUCAUCAAAUCGGCGCCCCGCUGAUCUGUUGUCUUCUUUUACAACAAUCAAAACAGUAAUGAACAUUUUGUAUGAUGGUAUGGGAGAGGUUUCCCUUACCUUACUUAAAAAUGUGGAUACACGAGAAAGGGUUCUAGAGUAUCUUGCUGAGGUGAUCAAGAGAAACUCAUCAAGAUCUGGCAUGCAGGUUGAUCCAUUUUCUUGUGCAAGCUCUGGCAUGUUUGUGAACCUUAGUUCAGUAAUGCUUCGCCUUUGUGAACCUUUUUUGGAUGGAACAGCAACAAAGAGAGAGAAAAUUGAUCCAAAAUAUUUAUUUUAUAAUAGUCGAUUGGACUUCAGACAAUUGACGUCUAUGCAUGCAUCAUCUGAAGAAGUCACAGCAUGGAUAGAGAAUGAAAAUCAUGGGAAGACUGACAAAGUUUUGGAGUCUCAAGAAGCCACAAGCUCUGGUUCUAAUAGUGGGACUUCCAUCCUUCAGGUUAAACCAUUAAAAAGUUGUACAAAAAAGGAGAAGUAUUCAUUUAUUUGUGAGUGCUUCUUUAUGACUGCAAGAGUACUUAACCUUGGGCUCAUGAAAGCAAUAUCUGACUUCAAACAUCUUGCUCAGGAGUUGGCAAGAUGUGAAGAAGAUUUGUCUUCAUUUAAAGCCAUGAGGGAACAAGGAGCUUCUCCACAACUUGAGGCUGAUAUAAAACGUUUGGAGAAAGUAAUUGAGAUAUUAUCACAGGACAGGCUUUGCUAUGAAGCUCAGAUUCUACGAGAUGGUGCACUACUUCAACGUGCAUUAUCUUUCUACAGACUAGUUAUUAUCUGGUUGGUGGAUCUUGUUGGUGGAUUUAAAAUGCCUUUGCCAUCAACUUGCCCUAUGGAAUUUGCAUGCAUUCCAGAGCAUUUUGUGGAUGAUGCCAUGGACUUGCUUAUUUUAACUUCUCGAAUCCCAAAGGCUUUGGAAGGGUUUGUGUUGGAUGAUUUCUUGAACUUCAUUAUAAUGUUCAUGGCGAGUCCUACUUACAUCAAAAACCCUUAUUUGAGAGCAAAAAUGGUUGAAGUUCUGAAUUGUUGGAUGCAACAAAGAAGUUCUUCCAGUGGAUUUUCUGCUAGUGCUUCUCUCUUUGAGGGUCACCAAUUAUCUCUUGACUAUCUAGUCAGAAAUCUUCUGAAACUUUAUGUGGAUAUUGAAUUCACUGGUUCACAUACACAGUUUUUUGAUAAAUUCACAAUUCGCCACAAUAUUGCUGAACUUCUAGAGUAUCUCUGGGAUGUUCCUAGCCAUCGCAAUGCAUGGAGACAGAUUGCUAGGGAAGAGGAGAAGGGAGUGUAUUUGAACUUUUUGAAUUUCCUUAUCAAUGAUAGCAUCUAUCUUCUUGAUGAGAGUUUAAAUAAAAUUCUUGAACUCAAAGAAAUAGAAGCAGAAAUGGCGAAUUCUGCAGAAUGGGAGCGGAGACCAGCACAGGAGAGGGAAGAGAGGAUGCGGCUAUUUCAUUCACGAGAAAAUAUUGUUCGUUUUGAUAUGAGGUUGGCAAAUGAAGAUGUUGGGAUGCUUGCGUUCACAUCUGAACAGAUACCUGCACCAUUCCUGCUUCCAGAAAUGGUUGAAAGGGUGGCUAGCAUGCUAAAUUACUUUCUCUUGCAACUUGCUGGCCCUCAACGGAGAUCUCUUAGUGUAAAAGAUCCAGAAAAGUAUGAAUUUAAACCGAAACAAUUGCUAAAGCAAAUUGCCAAGAUUUAUGUUCAUAUUGCAAGAGGUGACAAAGACAAUAUAUUCCCUGUUGCAAUCUCAAAGGAUGGACGAUCAUAUAAUGAGAAGCUGUUUGCUUCUGCGGCUGAUAUUUUGUGGAAAAUUGGUGAAGAUGGAAGGGUAAUUGAGGAAUUCAUUCGACUUGGUCUUAAAGCCAAAGCAGCAGCUUCUGAAGCAAUGGAUGCGGAGAAUAAUCUUGGGGAAAUACCAGAGGAAUUUAUGGACCCUAUUCAGUACGAAUUGAUGAAAGAUCCAGUGAUUCUACCUUCAUCAAGGGUAACAGUGGAUCGGGUUGUUAUCCAAAGACACCUACUAAGUGACAAUACGGACCCAUUCAAUCGUUCACAUCUCACUCAAGACAUGUUGAUACCCGACGCAGAGCUGAAACAAAGAAUUGAUGAGUUCAUCAGAUCCCGCCGCGGAGGGCAUGAUGCUGUCAAGCCAUCUAAUGACGUUACGGAUAUGGUUGAGUAACCCCAGUAAUUUUGAAUUGGCCGAUUAUGAAGGCAUGGAUUUUAUUAAAGCCAAGGUUUUGCAGACCGAUCUAAUCUUGUGUAGUACAUACAGUCUUCAAGCUCAUAUUGUUGGACAUAUAGUCUUAAAGGCAGAGCCAUUCAUUUCAGGAAAAUGGGGGAGUGGAAAUCCAUCGUUUGGAGGAUUUGUUCUUGUAACCAUAUAUACUUUCAUAUCCUAAUUUAGCUUUGUUUAUUUGAUCAUUGUCCAUCAUAAAUAUUCGUGUAAAUAAAAUCCAUUACUUCAUUCAGAA
Messenger RNA from Musa acuminata AAA Group (dessert banana), 3526 nucleotides. RefSeq names its product probable ubiquitin conjugation factor E4. The coding region runs from base 157 to 3234 and encodes 1025 amino acids. The record is from RefSeq and is a predicted model, not a curated record. The transcript is spliced from 16 exons. Gene Ontology annotation, biological process: protein polyubiquitination. Lineage: Eukaryota; Viridiplantae; Streptophyta; Magnoliopsida; Zingiberales; Musaceae. Gene Ontology annotation, molecular function: ubiquitin-ubiquitin ligase activity. Gene Ontology annotation, cellular component: cytoplasm; nucleus; ubiquitin ligase complex.